Molecule: messenger RNA, 1963 nt
Organism: Notolabrus celidotus (New Zealand spotty)
Lineage: Eukaryota; Metazoa; Chordata; Actinopteri; Labriformes; Labridae
Gene: nup42
Product: nucleoporin 42
Exons: 7
Coding region: 148-1551 (467 amino acids)
Cellular component (GO): nuclear envelope
Molecular function (GO): metal ion binding; nuclear export signal receptor activity
Source: RefSeq, a predicted model, not a curated record
GCGAGUGACCAAAUGACGUAAAUCUUCUGCGACGCCGGCUUGUGCCUGUUCGUCUGUUGGAUGGUCGCAUGAACACAUACGCUGGUGUGACUGAUCGUUUGGAGCCCAAAGAGACAUUGCAUUUCAUACCAACAACAUCGUGUGAAAAUGCCAGUGUGUAACUUCUUCCUCCAGGGCCGGUGUCGUUACGGUGACCAAUGUUGGAACGACCACCCGACAGGAGGAAGCCGAGGAGGAGGAGGAGGAGGUGGUGGAGGAGGAAGAGGAGGUGGAGGUGGAGGAUACAACAACAAUAACUACAACCGCUCUUCUGCUCCACAGCAGCCGAGGGGAGGAGGAGGAGGAGGAGGAGGAGGAUUUGGAAACAGAGUUUGGGUGAAUCCUUCCCAGCAAAAAGGAGGCUAUAUCCAGCCUUCAUCCUUCUCCUCAAGAGGAAGCGAUGAUUGGGGCGGAGGAGGAGGAGGAGGAGGAGGAGGAGGAGGAGGAGGAGGAGGAGGAGGAGGAGGAGGAGGGAGAAGAGAUAAUGUGAAGGCCUCAGAAUUCAGCUUUUCCAAUCAGAAUCAGAACAGAUUUUCAUCACUUGGUACACCGAGCACGUUCGACAGGGGAGGAAGAGGAGGUGGAGGACAGCAAGUGGUGGGCGGGGAAGAAGACAAUGAUAAAAAACUGGAGAUCAUUCAGAUGGACAUGGAUAUUUGGGAGAGCUCGGGGCAGUAUGUCUUCUCUUGUUACAGCGACUCCAAAGCACCUUUAUCUGGAUUUACUGAUCUCUCUCCUGAAGAGCUCAGGUUGGAGUUUUACUCCACUAGAGCUUCAGGAGAUCUGCAGGGCUAUCUCAGCGGCGUCAGUCAGUUGCUCAACCAGUGGAGGAGCAGAGUCCAGGAGCUCAAACUUAUGAAUCCAGCCACACGGGCAGCUUUGCUUACAGAGUUAAAUAACCCAGCAUCUCAGGCACCCUCAGGUGGCUUUAAUUCAGGGACAGCAGCUGGAUUUGGGUCGUCUUCAUCUGGCUUUGAAAGCAAAGGUUUUGGGUCUGCAGCACCAGCCCAGGCCAGCACCUUCAGCUUCGCUGCACCCAGUAGUGGAUUCGGUUCCCCUGCAGCACCACCAUCAUCUUCCACCACAGGUUUUGGCACCGCCAUAGCUGCUCCUACACAGCCUCCCUCUGGGUUUGGUUCCACCUCCACUGCGCCCUCUGCUCUCUCAGCUUCAUCCUUCUCCUUCUCCUCUCAACCUACAAGUGCGCCCACAGCUACUACAGGAUUUGGCUCCGCCUCUGGGUUCAGUUUCUCCUCAACAGCCAGCACAGGGGGAGGAUUCGGGAGCUGUUUUGGGGCUGGAGCACCUGCAGCAUCAGCGGGAGGCAGCAGCGGUUUUGGUCAGCCCGCUGCACCGGCAGCAGGAGGCGGGUCUGCAGGCACGGCAUCGGGCACUGUGUUUUCACAAGAAAGUGAACUGACUCCAGAAGAACUGAAUCAAUACAAAGCGAAGAGGUUCACUCUGGGCCAGAUUCCUUUAAAGCCUCCUCCAGCAAACAUGUUGGUGGUUUGAUGCUAACACUCUUGAAAAUAAAAAGAUAAUUUAUGCACUGCAAACUUUGAUACUUCUGAACAGUGCUGCCUCUAAACCAAGUUUUUAUACUCCUCUUAAAGAAAUGAGGGAAAACUCUUUUUGGUGAUGGUGAAGAUUUUUGUGUUUAAGCAGAUUAUGCUUUAAGUGUAUCUGCUCAAUACAAACAACAUACAUGUAGAGUUGUAUCAUAUUAAGUUCUAUUUUUGAGAUGAUUGAAUAUCUUUCAGGAAAGAUUUCUGUGAAUCAUUUUUACCUUUUCCUUUUCUUCAAGAUUCUGAAAGUAAAUAAUCAGCUGAUGAGCAACAUUUCUCACUGUAGCAUGAUUAUGGGAUUAGAAAUCGUGUUUAUUCUACCAAAAAUAAAUACAAACGUCACUUUCACUGGUUUGAAA